Emys orbicularis (European pond turtle) is the source of this 519-nucleotide messenger RNA. RefSeq names its product hepatic lectin-like. The record is from RefSeq and is a predicted model, not a curated record. Lineage: Eukaryota; Metazoa; Chordata; Testudines; Emydidae. The coding region runs from base 1 to 519 and encodes 172 amino acids. Gene Ontology annotation, molecular function: signaling receptor activity. The transcript is spliced from 5 exons.
AUGGAGCCACGCUCCAGGGGUCAAGAGAUCGCCACUCUUACGAACCGGCAGCUGGUGAUCCCCACCCUGAUCAUCAUGGCCAUCAAACUGCUCCUGAUGACCCUGGUCCUCCUCUAUCGCGCUCCCCGGUGCCAGUCGGGCUGGGACCAGAACCAAGGGAGGUGCUACCUUUUCUCCCGGACUAACCAGUCCUGGGAGGCAGCGAGAAAAUCCUGCUUAGCCCAGAAUGCUGAUCUGGUGGUGAUCAACGACUCAAGGGAGCAGAAUUACUUGGCUAUUAAAGCUGGUUCCAUUCGUCACUGGAUCGGCUUCACCGACCAAGGGACUGAAGGCGUCUGGCGCUGGGUGGACAACACUCCUGCAGUAUUUACGUACUGGAAUGAAGGGGAGCCCAAUAACCUGCUCACAAGGAGAAACAGCACUGAGGACUGCGCCCACCUGUUGGACACCGGCCUGUGGAACGACGGACCCUGUAGUUUCUCUUACAGGUGGAUCUGUGAAAGGGCCGCCACUGUGUAA